This is a messenger RNA of Zychaea mexicana, 1016 nucleotides long. Its product is annotated as NUDIX hydrolase domain-like protein. The coding region runs from base 51 to 947 and encodes 298 amino acids. The transcript is spliced from 2 exons. NCBI's taxonomy places the organism in Eukaryota, Fungi, Mucoromycota, Mucoromycetes, Mucorales, Lichtheimiaceae. Gene Ontology annotation, molecular function: 8-oxo-dGDP phosphatase activity. The record is from RefSeq and is a predicted model, not a curated record.
GCAUAAAAAUUGGCGGGGAUGAUAUAGCAUUAAAGGCGUUGCCGUUUUCCAUGUUUGAUAACUUUUUGCAAGUCGUGGCUCACUGCGACAAAUACCCUUACGGUACUGCUAAUGACGGCUCUGUCCCCAUUGUCCUGAACGGACGCGUUAUUGGCAACGUCCUACCCAACGUCCGGAAUCCUUUAAUUGACUACAAUGACAACUGCCAAAAACCACCAUUUCGAAUUACUCAUCAGAUUGAAUUCCAACCAUGGGUCGAUUCGUUUGACAAGCGUACCCAAGUCGUCAAAGAACUCAUGGAUACGUGGCGUGCCGACGGAAUGCAGUCGCUGAAAGGCUGGCGCAACGAGCUGUAUCCAGUGUAUGGUGUUUCAGGCGAGCCUGACUUUGUCAUGGAACGCGCCGCAACGCCUUUAUUCGGUAUCUCUACGUUUGGUGUCCACGUCAAUGGAUAUACCGGCGAUAAGCUCUGGGUGGCGCGUCGCAGCAAGUCCAAGCAAACAUGGCCUGGUCUUUUGGAUAACAUCGUCGCUGGCGGCAUCUCGUACCAAUACUCGACCCAAGAAACGGUUGUAAAAGAGUGUGAUGAAGAAGCAAGUAUCCCGUCCUCGAUUGCAGGUAGAGCAAAGAAUGCCGGUAUUGUCUCUUAUUACACAGUAACCGAGUUUGGAUUGCAGCCCGAGACACAGUACGUAUUUGACUUGCCAAUUCCUGAAGACUUUACGCCGACUCCCAAAGACGGUGAAGUGGACGAGUUCUAUCUGAUGGACAUGGAGGAGGUGAAGAAGACAAUUCUAAACAACGAAUGGAAGCCCAAUUGUGCUCUGGUUACUAUCGACUUUAUGGUACGCCAUGGCAUCUUGACGGCCGAUAAUGAGCCCGAUUUUAUUGACAUUGUCAGCCGUCUCCAUCGACGACUAGAAUUCCCUAAUCCACGCAAAGUUUGAAGCGUUUGACACUUUUCCCCCCACCCCAAAUAUAUUUAACCUAGUUUUUGCUCGUUAAUACAAUCGCUA